GCUUGACUCCACUAGCCAGAUGCUGAUCCCCUCCGCCGCUGCGCCCACGUGUACGACAGAGAUCCCUCCACGUCAGGCUCACCGGCCCGCUGAGCUCACCUCCCCCACUUAAUGCACCGCUCUUGGCUUCCCUUCGUUAUCCCCCUCUUUUUUAGCUGCUUCUGCUCCCACCCUUCUUCUCGUCUGUCGCCUAGCUUCCCCCACAAGCAGCGAGGCAAAGCGCAGCGGAGCAGCAGCCGGCGACCGGUGGUUGACGCGGCCGCGACCGGUUGCUUGGCAGCCGUGUCGUCGACUUCGCUCUCCCGAAGGCGCGCGCUUUAAUGCUCGAGGCUGCUUACUCCUUGGACUCGGACCUUUCCGCAAAAGCGAUAUUCUGGUAUGGAGGCGGAGGCGACGCCCGCGACGGCCGUGUCGUCAUCCGGCGGUGCGCAACUGCCGCCGCCCGGCCCGCCCGCCAAGAAGAAGCGUGCCCUCCCCGGCAUGCCAGAUCCUGAGGCGGAGGUGAUCGCGCUGUCGCCCAAGACGCUGAUGGCGACGAACCGGUUCGUGUGCGAGAUCUGCAACAAGGGGUUCCAACGGGACCAGAACCUGCAGCUGCACCGGCGGGGCCACAACCUGCCGUGGAAGCUGCGGCAGCGGAGCGGCAAGGAGGCGCGGAAGCGGGUGUACGUCUGCCCGGAGCCCAGCUGCGUCCACCACGACCCGACGCGCGCGCUCGGCGACCUCACCGGGAUCAAGAAGCACUUCUGCCGCAAGCACGGCGAGAAGAAGUGGAAGUGCGACAAGUGCUCCAAGAAGUACGCCGUGCAGUCGGACUGGAAGGCGCACGUCAAGACCUGCGGCUCCCGCGAGUACCGCUGCGACUGCGGCACCCUCUUCUCCCGGAGAGACAGCUUCAUCACCCACCGCGCCUUCUGCGACGCGCUCGCCGAGGAGAGCGCCAAGGCGCGCGGCGCGCCGCCGCCGGCGGAGGAGGACGGCAGCUCCGCGACUGUGGGUCCGCCACCGGCUCCCCCGCCCCCUCGGGCGCAAGUACCUGCCGCACCGGCGUCACUACGGCAGCAACCGCCGCCGCCGCCUGCACCGCAUCAUGCGGAGCAGCGCAAUGAGCGGGAGACCAAUGCUCCCGAGCCCGUUCAGUUCGCGCCGCCGGCGCCGGCACCAGUACCUUCGCAGGCUCCGGUCACCACUUCCAAUGUCAGUGCCAGCAGCAGCAGCGUCGCGGCGGCAUCUAAGGGCCUGCUCGGCGGCAUGUUUGCACCGUCUUCGGUGGCCCUAGCACCGCAGUUCCCGGACCUUGGCGGUGGGGUUGGCCGCCCGGAGCGCGCUCUGCCUGCCAAGCCCCCGUCGCUGUGCCUCGCUACGGAUGUGUCAUCCUCGAUCUUCUCAGCGCCUUUAGCCGCUGACCGGCAACAGUUCGCGCCGCCGCCGACACCCUCCCCGUCGCCGCACAUGUCCGCAACCGCGCUGCUCCAGAAGGCCGCGCAGAUGGGCGCCACCUCAUCAAGCUCCUCGUUCCUCCGCGGGCUGGGCCUGGACGUCUCGACUUCAUCUCCGGGGGCCUCGUCGUCAGGCCAGCAGCACCACCAGGAAGCCAUGCAAAUGUCAGUCCCCGAGACUUCACUGCAGCAAUGGCCCCCGCGGCUAGAGCCGGAGGCAGCGCCAAUGCUGUCGGCUGGGCUCGGCCUCGGGCUACCAUACGACUCGACCGGCGCUCCGGUGGGAUUUCCGGAGCUCAUGAUGGGUCAGUCCUCACUGUUCAGUGCCAAGCCGGCUACAUUGGACUUCCUGGGGCUUGGGAUGAGCCCGAUAGGUGCAUCAGCAAGCAGAGGGCUCUCCGCAUUCAUUCGGCCUAUCGGCGGCGCCGUCGGCAUGGCCGGAAGUGGCACUGGCACUGCCGAGACGUUCGGUGCCGGCCGUGGCGCGCAGGCAACGCCGUGGGAAAGGAAUCCGAGUAGCUCGCCAAUCCUGUAACAGUAUAGCUAGCAAGUACUAGUAGCAAGCGCUGUGAAUUGGACGAAAGCAGGAAGAGGAAAUAGAAGCAGCCAGCUUCGAUUAGCAGCCAUUCUCUUCCACCGCCUGUUCUCGCUCUUCUCUCGUUUCUUUAGCCUGGUACGAAGUUACAUGUUGCUUUGCUCUUCGUUGUCUCUCAGCUCGUUCUGCUCUUCUCGUUUACGUCUUUUGCCGUUGUCUCUUCUCGUUUGCUUCUUCUUCUUGUCAUCUUACUGCCGCUGGCUCGGCAUUUAAGCACAGCACUGGGCCUGCGCAAAGUGGACAGGGAAAUUAAAUGGAAUUGGUGCAGCCUGGGACGAUUUGUAGUAGGUGAUCAAGAACAUUCAGGCUCCCCUGAAUUGUUUUAAGUAUCCGUCAUCAUCAUAUUGGUACCAUUUCUCUCGCCACAAUUUCUUCUAAUCAAUUCUGGUUCUGUGGCGCCAGGUGCAUGCAUGUGUAAUGUGUUUCCGAUAGCUGCUUUAAAUAGGUUAUUAUCUCCGUUGUGUAUGACCGUAUUCUUGCGUGGUGCUUGGCUGGCUCCAUGACUCCAUCAACGGUUGACCAGUUCUUGUUUAGUCCUGCAGUUCUGCAUCCGAUUCAGAUGAUUGCAGCAUCCUAAAUUUCUUAGUUUGAUAUACUGGUUUGUUCCGGUAGCUAACUUCAUUCUGAACUUAUGAUAUGAUGGUUAGGCAGAUGUAUGAACUUAAUACGAUAGCUUGACAUGUCA
Messenger RNA from Phragmites australis (common reed), 2719 nucleotides. RefSeq names its product zinc finger protein GAI-ASSOCIATED FACTOR 1-like. Bases 379 to 1974 code for a protein of 531 amino acids. The transcript is spliced from 4 exons. Gene Ontology annotation, molecular function: DNA-binding transcription factor activity. NCBI's taxonomy places the organism in Eukaryota, Viridiplantae, Streptophyta, Magnoliopsida, Poales, Poaceae. The record is from RefSeq and is a predicted model, not a curated record. Gene Ontology annotation, cellular component: nucleus.